AUGUUCCCAAAGGGCACGUACGCACCCACCAUGGGCGUCUUUGGCUUUGGCCAGGAUCCGCGUCAAAUGGCGCAGGAUAUCCACUCCAUCUUCAACCCACAGCAGCACCAUCCUCUGCACCAACAAGCUGCGACAACGGGAAUCACCCGGUCGCACGCCGAACCACGCUUCAGCGCGGCUGCCCAUUUUGCUGCCAUGCAGCGAUCCGCCUCGCCGCCGACAUCCCAAUCGUCUCAUACCACAUCAUCCUCGUCGACAACACCCUCGACAGAAGGCGAGUCGGAGGAGAGCGAAGAAGAGUCGACAGAAGACGCUGCAAUCCUAUGUGGUGGCCCGACUAUGAGCCAAAAGUUUUCGCGCGCCUUCAAGAACCUGCGCAAGCUGUCGACUGGCAAAUGA
Molecule: messenger RNA, 399 nt
Organism: Serendipita indica DSM 11827
Lineage: Eukaryota; Fungi; Basidiomycota; Agaricomycetes; Sebacinales; Serendipitaceae
Source: the annotation of a GenBank genome assembly